Molecule: messenger RNA, 1554 nt
Organism: Nerophis lumbriciformis (worm pipefish)
Lineage: Eukaryota; Metazoa; Chordata; Actinopteri; Syngnathiformes; Syngnathidae
Gene: phkg2
Product: phosphorylase kinase, gamma 2 (testis)
Biological process (GO): protein phosphorylation; glycogen metabolic process
Cellular component (GO): phosphorylase kinase complex
Molecular function (GO): phosphorylase kinase activity; ATP binding; calmodulin binding
Source: RefSeq, a predicted model, not a curated record
UAGUGAUGAAAUUGGCAACAACACACUAGAUCAGUUGUGAGGAAUGAGGACUAAAUGUUAUCACUUUGAAAAUGUUGUUAUUUUAGCUAACUCGCUUUAGUACAUUUCCCUCCGACGCGGGUCUUGACUUUAAAAUAGCGUCUCGGCACUGACUUUGUUCCAUCACACUGCUGCACCUUGCUGGCGGGCUGCCUGCCUCUUUCACGCCGCUUGUUGACGUUGAGAGUCCCAGUCCCUCAGCAUGACCAAAGACAUCGUGCUUGGAGAUGAAUUACCCGACUGGGUGGGCGCUAAAGAGUUUUACCAGAAGUAUGACCCCAAAGAGGUGAUUGGCAGGGGUGUGAGCAGCGUGGUGCGGAGAUGCGUGCACAGACACACGGGUCAGGAGCUGGCUGUCAAGAUCAUCGAGAUCACGGCAGAGAAGAUGACCAUCCAGCAGCUGGAGGAGGUGAAGACGUCCACGCUGAAGGAGAUCCAAGUCCUCAACAUGGUGAAGGGCCACUCCUCAAUCAUUACUCUUAUUGAUUCCUACGAGUCUGCAACCUUCAUCUUCCUGGUGUUUGACCUCAUGAGGCGAGGGGAGCUGUUUGACUACCUCACAGAAAAAGUUACACUCAGCGAGAAAGAAACAAGGAGCAUGAUGCGAGCUCUUCUAGAAGCAGUACGGUACCUUCACUCUCUCCACAUCAUCCACCGUGACCUGAAACCUGAGAACAUUCUGCUGGACGACCAGGGACACAUCAAACUGUCCGACUUUGGGUUCUCUGUGCAGCUGCAGCCUGGGGAGAAAUUACGAGAGCUUUGUGGAACACCGGGUUAUUUGGCCCCCGAAAUACUCAAGUGCUCCAUGGACGAAAUGCACCUGGGCUACGGAAAAGAAGUUGAUUUGUGGGCAUGUGGCGUGAUCCUUUUUACCUUACUGGCUGGCUCGCCGCCUUUCUGGCACCGCAAACAGAUGCUGAUGCUGAGGAUGAUCACGGAGGGAAGAUACAAGUUCAGCUCGCCCGAGUGGGACGACCGCUCUGACACUGUGAAGGAUCUGAUCUCCAGGCUGAUGGUAGUCGAUCCCGCUGUGCGUCUCAGUGCAGAGCAAGCCUUAGCACAUCCUUUCUUCAGGCAAUACCAGAAGGACCAGGUGCGACUUUUCAGCCCUAGAAAGACAUUCAAGGUGUUGAUUGUCACCGUGAUGGCUUGCAUCAGGAUGUACAGUCGCUACCGCAGGGCUCGACCUCUGACCCGAGACGUCUUGGCCAGAGACCCAUACUCCCUCCGCGGCGUCCGCAAGCUCAUCGACGGCUGCGCCUUCCGCAUUUACGGCCACUGGGUGAAGAAAGGGGAGCAGCAGAACCGAGCGGCGCUCUUUCAGAACACGGCGAAGAUCAUGCUGCUGGACCUGGAGGACUUUGAAACAUAAGCCUCAUCCCUGUUCCAAUGUGUUUUAAUUGGUGCUGUGUUUCAUUUUAAGAAGAGUUCAGGAAUGGAUGCCUUGCUGUAUGCUGUCUUUGAAAAAGAGCAUGCACAUCUUAACAUGAAUAAAUCCUGUUUUCAACUCUU